AUGUCGAAUCGCGUCGCACGUGAGAAAAGUGACAUUUCUCUAAGGAUAAAUGUAAAUUAAUAUUUUUCGUGUCAUAGAAAUCGAAAAGAGCGUGAGUUGGUGAAAAAAAAAAAAAAAUGGAAAAAAUGGAAAAAAAACGAAUAAAAACCCGCGCGUCGAACGAACACCGACAAACAUAUUCGAAACGCUCGUUUUCGUACUGCGAAUGUUUUGAUUUUUUUUUUUUCCGAUACCUACAACACUAUUACAAUAAUAUUAUUACAACUAUUAUCGUUAUUGUUAUCGAUCGAUUGUAUUUAUUGACAGGCAUCCGGUUUUGUCGCCGUUGCGUUACAGAUACUCGUCGUGACAUUAUUGAAGCGGCCGGCGCCGGUCGCCGGGAUCGGGCUGCCGGUGGACCAGUUGACCUACGUCGUCAGCGGCGCUCGUCUCGAGUGGACGGACCCCGGCGACCGGCGCCGCGCCACGGAAUCGGGCGAGUACGUGGCGCGAAACGUGAUUCCCACCAGGAUGGCGAUGAGACACGACGGGAUCAUAUACCUGGCCAUGCCCAGGUUCAGGCGCGGCGUGCCGUUCACGUUGGGUGCCAUCGAGUGCGAUCCGUGCACGAGCACCAUCGAGCCGCCGAUCUUGCCUUAUCCGUGCGCGGCUGCUCACCGGCCGCGUCCGAAGCUCGACGACAACAACAACAACAAUUGGACCAUGGUCAACGUCGUGGACGUGUACGUGGACGACAGCGGACUGCUGUGGGCCUUGGACGUGGGCAAGGUGAACCUGCUUCAGCAGGACAACGCGAUCGUCGUCCGACCGCCCAUGGUGUUUGCGUUCGACACGGACACCGACGAAGUGAGUACGGUCAUUAUUAAUAUAUAAUUGUUAUAUUUGUAUUUACACCGUAAAUGAGAAUUUUAUGUGUAUCGCGAGUAGUUAUAUAAGGGGGCUUCUGUAUCACCCCGCAAUGACAGGCAAGCCAGUUACCUCUCCCACCCAUCCCCUCCACUUCCGGUUUCCGCCUCACCGUCAACCAAUUUGUUCACGCCAAUUCCGCUUUUCUUAUCGCACUUCCGUUUGCUUAUCAGUUGUUGUCACGUCGUCAUCUCUUAUCGGUUAUUGUUUAUCCUUAAUAAUAUGAUGUUAUCUCUUAUCCGUUGUUGUCACAUACUCUGUUAUAACAUACUCAUACCAUAGCAUAUACUGCGAUCUUACCAGCUAUUAACAGCUGUUUUCCGCUCUAAAAUGAUCUUAUCACAAUGGGUACACCACUUGAACCACUCACAAUCACUUGUUGUCUUGUUAACAUACCGUCAUAUCGUCAUAGGUUGUGUGAAGGCGGAGUAGGGUAGCUUUGCGGGUAAUGAGGUAGAGGUAGAGUGACCUAGCUUUGUGAGAAACAGGUGUUAGGAUAAAGUGAGUACGUGGAAGAUAUGACGGUGUGAUAACAAAACAACAAAUGAUUGGGCGUGGUGAAUCCGUAGUGAUAAAAGCAGUUUUAGAGCGAAUAAGAGCUGGUAAUACUGGUAAGGUUAGGUAACUCGUGGUAUAUGCUAUGGUAUGAGUAUGUUCUAACAGAGUAUGUGACAACAACUGAUGAGUGAUACCAAGUGACAAAGAAUAAUGGCGUGUCAGCGACUGAUAAGAAAUAACAUCUGAUAAGAAACCAGAUGUAUGAUAAAAAAAACGGAAGUGGGUGUGGCUUAAUAGGUCGAUGAAGAUGUGGAAACCGGAAGUGGAGGGGAUGAGCAAGAGGAGUAACUAGUUUGCCUAGUUUUAUGGGGGACCCAGAAGCCCCCUUAUUUUCUACUAAAGCUUUUAUAGUAUACAAAAUAAUAAUAUAUUAUAUAAAUAUUUCUAACCGGUGCCUGGUACCCCUAAAAAAUGUCAACAGGUGCUCGGGCCCCCGGCAUCCAUGUACGUGGCGCCUAUAUAGUCAGGUUAUAGCAUUAAACGGUCGCUGUGUUUAAAUACAGAGAAUAGAUUUUAGAUAUAGUUGUAUUCUGAGUUAAACACUGUUAAGAUGGUAAAAUUAUUAUAUUUAUCAAAAAACUAUAUUAUUAUAUUACUAUAUUAACUAUAAUAUACUUUAAAUACAAAACAAAAAGUAAUAAUAGAGAAUGGGGUAUAGAAGUAUAGAGUUGUAAUAUAGCCGAUCCCACGUUUUGGAACGAAGAGGAAAAAAAAAGAAUUUGAAAUAUGAAAUCAAAAGUUAAAAUUCAAUAAAUAUUCCUUAAACGAUUUUUAACUUGACACUAUAAUUUUCAUAUACGUACACAUUGCUACACUAACCUAUUGAAAACAGAAGUUUUAUUUUUCAUAAUAUUGACGUUAGCCCAAUAAAAGAAUAAAAAAAAUUCAAUAAAGUAUUGUACCGCGUGUAUAAUUUAUGUAUCGCAUAUCUUGGUAAAUAUAAAAGGUGUAUUAGUUAGAUAGCCAUACUUAUUUUAUUUAAAUUAAUAACUUACCUAGAUUUUAGAUUGAUUGUGUAGCGAGGAAUAUAUACCAGUAUACCUAAUGAUAUUUAUUUAUGUAUUUUUUCUUUUAUGCUUUGAAAAACUUUUCUGCCAGAAAUCUUACUCCGAUGUAUCAAAGUACCAAUAAUGGAUCUUGAUGUAACAACAUCUUUUCUGAAAGGAAAUUUUAUCUGCAUGGUUUUUCGGUUUGAAGGUCAAUUUUGAUUUCCGAACGGUUUUCAUAAUAAUUGGCAAAAACGGUGAUUUUAUUAUUUUCAAUUUUGUUUGGUUAAUGUAAUUCAGUUGAAAGUAUUCGUAAAGACUUGAAUUUGGAACUCAUUUUUGCCUUUUCUAAAUGUGGUAAAAUGUUGAAAAUAUUUGGGCCAUUUUCUAACUUUUUAUAAACAUUUUAAUUUUGAAAGUUUUUUUGCGUAAUUUUUAUUUGUUUGGUACUCGGUUAUGAAUAAAACUGUUAGACUUAGAACAGAAAUGCAUGCAAAUUUCAUAGGAGAUUCAUUAUAAGUCGUAUUUUAUGGUAAAAAAAAAUUCAGUUUAAUGUACUUAUUUUUUUUUUUUUUUCAUAAGAAUUUUAAUAUCAAAGGUUGACGAAAAUGAUAACUGUUACGACUUUUCAAAACGUGUGUAAUCGAACAUAAUUUAAUCGUUGCGUACAGAUUUGUGUAAUAUUUAUAUUCAAAAACAAUAAGUAAAAUGUAAAUUACAUACUUGUAUACAUAUAUUAAUGCUUUACUUUAAUGAAACACGAAUAUAAAAUAUACAUAUAUAUAUUCAUACGGGUGAACGAUUAGAAUACGAUGUUAUGAAAUGUAAAAAGAGUUCGUAUUCCUGAUAGAAUCGAAUCUAUAUCCAGUUUUCGAUAGAACCUAUGUAUAAUGUCAAAGAGAUUUUGGAAAGUGAAUGCGUAAUAAAAGCUAUAGGUGUCUAUUGUUAAAGUUGGGUGUAAUGAUGAUAUUGGCCAAUAGGAGCUUAUUAUCAAUUUCCUUUGAUAGUUGGUAUAAUAAUAUUAUCUGACAUUCUAUAGAAAUCAAACAGUUUGGUAUCUAUACAGAAAAAUGUAUCCAUCUAGUAAACGAAGAUUCUCGAUAUUUUUGCGAAAGAACACGCGGGUUUAGCUAUUGUGUAAGUACUCGUUGAUUUAUGGUACUACGAGUAGUUAGGUACGUGCAUACAUGAAAGGUUAUUUCACUUAGGUUAAAUUAUAAAGCUCUGGAUAUUAGACGUUAGUAGACUAUUUUGGUUAAAAAUACGUAAGAGAAUCUUAAAGUUAAUAGGAGUACGUGGGCCUUUUGCACACCUACCAGUCGGCAAAAUAAUUGUUUCUAAUAUCAAAUUAUCAAAUCAGUAAACUUAUAAAAACUUCGAUUUUAUUUGAUUAUUAGUUUGAAAAUUAAAGUAAGAAAAUGAAAUGGGUUUGAUAAUUGUGAAUAAAAUUACAAAAACUAUCUUAACUAUGGUGACGGCCAGAAACGACUAUUUAUUAAUACCGACUGUAAAUAUUGAUUAGUUUCCAUCACAUUGUAUACUAUACCGACUUCUUAGUAGACUUAAAAUUUGCACAACCAACUAGCAUUACAUACAUUAAAAUAAAUCGACUAAUUACUGGUUAGUCAACUAAGUUAGUUAUUGGUCGUUUAGUAAACUAAAAAUUAUUCAUUAGUCGUGGAAUAAAUUUGUCUCGUUAAAUAUGUCGACUAAAUUAGUCGAUAGUACUACCGACUAGGCCAGUAUAGGAAUUAGUUGUACUCGUCACUUUAAUAAUAUUAACGAUGAAAAAUAUAAUAAUAAAAACCGUCAUUAUCACUUAUAUUUUGAGAUACUUUUUUCAUGUAAUAAUGGUAAGGAUAGUAAGUACUAUAACUUAUAAGUAGAAACUGUUGGGACAAUAUCUUGCAACACUAAAGAUUGUGAACGAAGUUUCUAAUCACACGAGAGAAUUUCUGUAAAAAAAAAAAAAAAGUAGAAUAGAAAUACAAUAAAACCAAUUCGUUUUAUAACACUGCAGAUAAUGGGGAAAACAUUUUUUAAUUUUUCUUUUUGUCACAAGAAUUCUACCUAAAUUGCAUAAAUACAAGUUUUAUACAGUUUUAUAUAAAUUAUAAUUAAUUAAUUUUGAUAAUUUACUUCCGUGUUUCAUAAAUAAAUAGUUUAUGGCUGCCUUUUUUUUAUAUUGAAGUUUUUAUAUUAACUGAUAAAAUAUUAAUAUUAUACGGAAUUUUUUAAUUAUUAUUAAGCGUUUUUUUUUUUUUUUUUUACAUUAUUUUCCGUAGUUUAUAUUAAUUUUUACAUCUUACUGUUUUUAAAAACUAACAAGAAAAUAACAGCAAGUCAAUAGACAACACUAAAAAAAGGAUUUUAUACUGCAUUUUUUAUUAUCAAUUAGUAAUAAUUACUAUAAAUCAAUAUUAAUUUAUUAAAUUUCCAACCAAACUAAAUUAUAAAUCCAAUUAUUUAUAUACCAAGUAACUAUGUAAACAAUUUUGAAUUCGGAGCGUAUAUUAGCGAUAUACAAUAAUGUUAUAUUCUUUUUUAUACCUGUGAACAACUUUUCUACCAGAAAUCUUCUCCGAUUUUCAAGUGCAGUACUUUUUCUGAAAGGAAAUUUUAUCUGGAUGGUACUUGACGCAGGUCGAUUUUUGAUUUUCCAGGAGGUUUUCAUAAUAAUUGAGAAAAACCGGAAAAAAAGGGAAAAUGUACAUAUAUAUAUAAAAUAAACUUCGUAUCUACCGAAAUGUUUUUCGUUAGCAAUGGUUAAAUACGGUUAGGUAAAAGUUUCGUACUGAUAUAAAUUAAAUUGCAGUCAAUAUACUACAUUCUCAACUUCUCACCCACAACAGUGGCCCGCCCAUCGUGCGAAGUAUUUCGCUCAUUUGUAUUCAUCAUUUUAUAAUAAUUUUAUUUGGUUUUUUUUUUCUUUUGAAAUAAUGGUUUAAAUAUAAUUUGUAUUAUAACAUUUGUAUGAAGAUAAAAAUAACUUUCCAUAAUUUAUAAUUAAUAAAUUUUAAAAUUUGUAUCCAUUCGGUUUCAAUAUAAUAUUUGUCUUACGGAUAUUUUUACUCUUUUUUUUUUUAUUUUUUUUUUUUUUUGACAAGUCAUUCGCUGACACUCGAACAUUUUUUUUUUAUCGAUUGCCGAGUAUUUGAGACGCAUCUGUUGAGAGUGUUAUGUAUUUAUGAAAAACGUUUCGCUCCGCUCAGAAUAUUGAAUACAAAUCGCAACGUAAUAUCGGUACACGCAAUAAUCUAACACGAAACGCAUGUUAAAGCAUUGCAUUCGACGAAGAAAUAUAUUUCCCGUCGGUUCACUUAGAACGCGUUCGUUUGUAUGCUAAUGUAUACGAUUAACGAAUCAUUAGUCAGGUGAAACUUGAUAAAUGUUAUUGGUAGGCAUAGGCACCUGAAUUUUAAUUCGAAAAUCAUUUAAAAACCUUUAAAAGCAAUGUUCGUCUCUGAAUUCGAUUUCCGUGUAAAACAACUCAGAAAAACCCAGUUGAAAACGUUAAGCGGCCGGCACAAUGUAGACUACGCCGGAUAGAUAAUCCGCGUGCAAACCGGAUAUUUUCUUAAUAAUCAAACAAACGUUUCCGAUUACACUACGAACCGUGUAAUAGUGCAGCCCGUACAAACUACUGGGUCUACAUCGCAGUCUGUCCACGCAUAAUAUGAGCGGGCGCCAUUUCGAAUAUUACAAUAUCAAACGAAUCCGAAUUGUCUAGGACAGGGGUCGGCAACCUGGGGCUCGCGAGCCACGUGCGGCUCUUUCCGUCUAAAGUUGCGGCUCUCCAGCUGCACACGCAAAAAUUAAUAUUUUAGUUCAAAAACAAUAUUUUAUAAUAUAAAAAAAAAAAAGUAUAUUAUUUUUGUUGCUUUUGGAAACAUGAAAUAAUACAUCACAAAAAUAAUUUGACAGUGCCCGCAUGGAGUACAGUCUAUAGUUGUAAAAUGUUUUUUAUAUGUUAUCUAAUAUAAUCGCGACGCUAUCUACAACUAAUUGGUCAUACGCCGUCACGCCAAGACAUGCAAAGCCAAUGCUCCCAUUGAUGUAUUNUUAUUAUUAUGUCUGUUAAAAUUUAAAAAUAAAAUUAUAUUUAAAUACUUCAGAAAAUUUUUAGUGGCUCUUUAAAAUCUGGAAAAUUUUGUACAUUGUAACUUUUGGCUCUUCCGUCAAAAAAGGUUGCCGACCCCUGGUCUAGGAGUAUCGAGAACCGAGCGUACCGAUUGAACAAGGGCAAUUGAUAAUGAUUAUUAUUAUACAGUUCUAAGGAAUCGCAAUAUCGUUUAUCGUUUACCGCACGAUAAAUUGUCUUUGGGCAAAGGGAAAUAUUUCGCGGCGCAAUACGCACCUAUAUAUUACCUAUGUGUACUCACCGCAGGGUGCGUAAAUGUGAAUAAUUUGGAAUUUGAUUCGAUUUGAAUAUCGCCGUCUUUGUACUGUAUUAUGGGUAAUAUCAAAUUGCUCGCGGGACCGAACGGCAAAUUAUUGUUGUAGGUAUACGCGAACAAUAUAGUGGAUACGCGGGGGAACCGAAUAAUAUAGUAAAUUAUAAUUAUUCAAAUUACGUAUUGAUUUUAUCGCCCGAAACUGACGGGGGGGNGGGGGGGGGGGGGGGAUGACGGUUUUCCAAACGCGGACGAGACGAAAAACUUCAUAUUAAUAUUGUGAUGUGGAAAUAAUAAUAAUCGUGAGAAGAAGAAGAAACGAAAGGGGGAAAUUUGCUCCGGCGUUGGGGAGGCGGGGAGGGGGAAGGAAUAAUAAUAAAAAAAUUUAUACCGUCGCGGUUAUAAUAGCGUUCGAGCGGUAAUAAUACUGAUGGUAUUGAUAUUGUAUUUUAAUUAUAAUUAUGUAUGUUUACCGCCGCGCACGGCGGUAGUUGUUUAAUAAUAAUAUUAUUUCGUAAUUAGAACGCAACGGGUACAAAGAUUACAAUUGUAACGAUAUAAUUGAAUAACAUCUCGCGUCUAACCGUAAUGGUAUUUAUUAAUGAUCAAUACAUUUGAUAAUAUAAUUUUUAUCAUAACAUUGUGUUGAAGAAAAAUAAUUUUCCGCGAUUUAAAAUUUUUAGUUACCUAAAUAAUUAUUGAAAAACUGAAAAAAAAAAGUCUAUUUUUGUCGUAAUCUAAACCUUUCUCGGCAUGGGGAAAGAAGGGGGGUGAAGGGUUAAAAAUUUAAGGGAGUACACGUUUUUAAUUUAGUAAGUUUUAUUUUACCACCCUAACGUAUCAAUUCAAUUCCAAUAUGAUAUUUGAAUAUUUUUGACGCCGGUCGACGUAGAAUUAUGCGUUUUGCAUCGACGACACUGCAGCUUGGGCGCAACCGCAGGGAUGUUUUAAGCAUCUGAGCCCCAUGCUCCACCCCUACAUCCGUGUAUUUAAGUAAUGUAGAUGUGACGUGUGUUUUUUUAUUUUAUUUUUUUGUUACAUUCGUAGAUAUAUAACACCCCCCCCAAACAAUACCCCCAACCAUUCCUGGUUGUACCGCUAUACAGGCUACACACGCUAUUUGCGCGUUCUAUACAGCAAAACUUGCAUGCGAAUAAUAAUCCUAGUACUACACUUGCAGACAGUGGCGUGGAUAUGAUUUAAUUCGGGGCGGGGAUAGAUACAUUUUUGAGUAAACCUAGAGUGAGAGCUUCACAUAUUUUUUUAAAAUACUGCCGUACACAGUUAUGUUUUAUAUUAUUUAAUCUAAGCAAUAAAAAACAAAAACAAAACUAAAUAAUUAUUAACUAUAUUUUAGAUUCUGAGUGUAGCAAAGAAUGAAUUGGUUUUACAAAGAUGUUUAUUUUUUUUAUUGUUUUAUACUGUGUGAAAAAAUUCUACCAAAAACUUUGCUUUGAUAUAUACGAUGUAAACCUUUUUCUGGAAGGAAAUUUUCUUGAGGUAGUACUUUUAGGGAGGUCAAUUUUUGAUUUUCCUGGUAGUUUUCCCAAUAAAAAGGGAAAAAAUGUAAGAAAAACAGGAAAUUUACGAUUUCCGUUGCUGUAUUAUUUUUUCAAUUUUAUUUUAUUUUAGUUAUUUAUUGUAAUUCAACUAAAAAUAUACGUAGAGACUUGAAAUUUAAACAGAAUUUAUAUUUGUUUUUUCUAGAAAUAGUAAAUUUUUUAAAAAUUUUAGCCAUUUUUGAGCUAAUUAUAGACAUUUCAACUUUGCGAAUUUCGUAAGUAAUUUUUAUACGGUAUAGGUACACUGUGGUAAAAUUAUCAGACCUAACAGGAAUGUUUGAAAAUUUAACAGGAGGUUUAUUAAAAGUCUUACUUUGUGGUCCAAAAAGAAUUUUUAAUGUAGUAUUUUUUUUUUUUAAAGGAAUUUUACCAUUAAAUUUUGACGAAAAUCGUUUGAGUAAAAAAUGUGGAUCAUAAUUUUUCAAUUUUUUUGUUUUGAAUAUAUGACUGACUAAGUUCCGAAUUAAUAGCUUUUUGAAUUUCUGAUAUUAUACAGAAAUUAUAUAAUAUUAUGUUAAAUAACUCUAUAUAGCCUUCUUUAAAUUAUGUUUGUCGUAAUCGAAUGGUUAUAGAUACUUAAUGUCAUCCUAGGGUUCGCGAGUCCAAACCCGGGUUUCAAAAAAAAAAAGUUUGCCUUUGUUUUUUCCCUUUUAUCUAAACAGAGAAAAAACAAAUGCAUUUCAGGUGUAUCUGGAGACCUAAUUAUCUCUCGCUCGGACUAUUUUAAUCAAAAAAUACCCCUCGAUUUGUUGUGCAAACUUUCCUGCAAGAAAUCUUCCUUCAAUUUUUAGUAUAGCACUUUUUCCGAAAGGAAAUCUGACUGGGAAGGUACUUUAGAGAUCAUUUUUUAAUGUUCUUAGGAGCUAUUGUCAAGAAAUGGAAAAACCGGGAAAAACGGUAAAAUCGGUACAAUAUUAAACUAAUAUUAUUAAAGAAAACAUAUAAUGCCUAUUUAAUUAUUUUACCAUGAUAUGACAUAUAUAUUGUUGACAAAGCAUCGCUAUCAACUGAACUCCGCUCAGAAUCGUUUUUCCGUUAUGGUUUAUGGUUGCUUAUAUAUAUAUACAUAUUAAAUUCCCUUCUGUAUCCUACCUUCCUAACUUCCCACCUAUAACAGUGACUACACCCGUUCCCAUUAUCCUAGUAGAUUUUUUAUUUGAAUAUAAAACACUUUGAAAUAAUUGUAAAUUGUCCCAAGGAUAUAAAUUUUAAAAUGUUAUUCAAAACAAGCAAGGGACACAUUUAUCAGUAAUUUAGGGUGGGGAGCGAAGGUCUGAGGUAAAGAUUAGUGGGUGAAAUAUUUUGUAGGAGAAGGGGUGGCAAUAAAACAGUUUCGUCCCGGGGCGCAUAUAUUCUAAAUACGCCUCUGUGUAUACCUUACUGUAUAUUUAACAGAAUAUUGGUCCCAAAAGUGCAGUCAUAGUCACAACGUUUCAAAACAUCAAUAGGAGUCAUAGGUAAUAGUUAUUGCUUCUCAUUGAGUCAAUACUCGUGCCAAAGGGCCAAUUCUCCAGUUAUGUUUUUUUUUUCAAAUAUAUCUCUGGGUACAUUUAAAUAAUUCGAUACCUACUACUAAGGCACCAAAUUUAUUUAAAAUCUUGUUUUCCAUUUUAGUCUUGUCGUCAAAAAUAUCUUUUGUCUCCACUAUAUUCAGGAGAACUACAUCAAGAUCAUAUACUGAUAUUGACGAUUUUUCAUUAUGACACAUAAUAUUUAUAGCUGAAUGUUAUUAUAUAUAUGGAAUUCGAUAGUAUCCUUGUGCAAACAUAGAACAAUUAUCGCUGUGGAUUCCCCUAAACUUUGUACAAUCUAUUAUAUUAUAUUAUUAUUAUAUUGGAUUAUAUUAUAUUCUAAUCAUUAGAAUUUAGGUUAUAACUUAUAUUAGAAUCACGGGCGUGCUCGGGGGGGAUAGAUUCAUGGGGUUUAACCUCCCCCCCCCAUUGGUCGUUUUUUUUUUUGCAAUCAGUUCGUUUUAAAUUUGUAACGGAUGUGAAAAUUCAUUGUGGCAUUAUAUAGUUUAUAUUUACAAUUACAAUAUAAAUUUAUAUGUUGUACUAAAAAAUUAAUGAUAAAUUAUUAAAAAUAAAAAGAGCAUUUAAUUUCGCACUGUUAUUUUUAGAUUCUUAGAAAAAUGUACUAGUUUUACAAAGACGUUAAUUAUUUUUUUGUUAUGUGAACACUUCUACUACCAGAAAACUUGUUUCGAUUUCCAAGCAUAGCACCUUUUCUGAAAGAAAAUAUUCCCUGGGUGGUUUAGAGGUUAUUUUCUGAAAUUCUUAUUAAUAUUCGAAAUAAUGAAGAAAAUCCGGUUCAUUAGAUUAAAACAGAUUGGAAGACUAAAAAUAAGGUUGUCAUUGGCAACCAUUUUUAUUAAUUUUUUUUUUAUUAUUUUAAUCUUUUGUAAACAAUCAUUGUUGUCAUGAAAACGCUAAUUGUUAUAAUCAUUUUACCAUAAUAUGACAUAUACCGUAUAUCGUAGAAAAAGCAACACUAUCAACGAAACUCCGCUCAGAAUCGUCUUUUGGUUAGUAAUGGUUUAUCCGGAGUCGGUGAGUUGUGGCCCAAUCCCUUGUCAUGGAAACGAGCAUUAUUGCAAUUUUUUUUCUCUCGGAAACACAUAAGAGGAUCUAGAUUUAAUUAAAUAAUUCAUAACGAUAAUAAUAAGACACUAUCUUUUUAUUAAAUUUUAUCGAUAUUUCGAGAAAAUGGCUAAUUAUUUAAAAAAGAUUGGAAAUAAUUGGAAUUAGUAUAACAUAAGCCAAUACGGUGGGUAUCACCAUUAUUGUAAAUAUAUUUUUAAUUUUGUUUUCGUAGUUUGUAUGAUAUGGUUACCGUAUUGGAUUUUGUGUACCUAAAUUAAUGUCUUAUACAUCAUGUUCUUACUGUCAUGGACUUGUAGUCUGUUGAUAAUACGCCUUACAACAUGCCCUAUAUGAGGUGUUUAAAUUUUUUUUUUAUACAUUUUGUUAAAAUAGCAAGAGUCUUGCGCAAGACCAAGACUAACGUGUGUACCAAAGACCAAGACUGACUCUGCACAACUAAGACCAAAACCAAGAUUUUGAAAGUCUUGGUCUUGGUCUUGUUUUGAUCAUCACUAAGUAUGGUGGAAAAUAUUUUAUCAUCACACUCGCGGUAAGUGCUUGAAGAGCUGGUUUUAAAACUAUGUUAGUUCUGCUAAAUUUGCAACUCCACAAUUUGUGACAACGAGUGAAAUAAAUGUAAUAUUAAAAAAAAAAAAACUUUGGGGGGGGGAAUUCAUUCCCAUCAUCCCACCCCAUAACUACGCCACUGCUUGCAGGCAUAGUGAAUUCACCCGGAAACUCGGCUGUGUUAUUUUCCCCGUCUGUCAUCAUAAUAGUCAUAACUAAAUUACAUCCCCGAACCUAUGAAACUGCGCUUAAACGUUAAGAUUAUGGAUGAAAUACCUACAGCGUGUAGAAGAUAAAGAUAAUGUUAGGUGGAAUAUAAUAUUUAAUAUGCGCCGUAACGUUGUCGUUAAUUUUCCAGCUUUAUUUUAUAACGUACUAAAUAUUUUUAAAAACCAAUAUCUGAUAGUUGAUACACAUUUAAUUUGAUGGAUAUAUUAUCAUACAUUACGGUCGAUUAAAUUGACCAAAAAAUUGUUCAACUGUAAAAAGUCGUAUGAUUAAUAACUAAAAGUUCGAUCACCAUAAUACACGCUUGAAUGUGAAACACAACGGUGGGGAAGGGCACAAAUAAAAAUUGCGAAAAGUUUUUUAAAGCUGAAUGAUCAAAAAAAAUAUAAUUUCUAAACUUCACACAAUUAUGAUUCCCAAUAGACCUGCACACCUUUUACGACAAAAAUUAAGUAAUAGGCUAAAACAAUUUCAGAUGUAUCGGCAAAACCGUCAAAAAUAAUUAUUCGUACUAAAUUUAGUGGCAAAUGGGUUACUUCUAUGGCCUCAGAUAAUAAUAUAAUAAUCGCCAUUUUACUGGUAUAUACAUAACUACACUAAUUACAUAAUUAAAAACUAGGAUGCAACUAGGCUGCUCAAAAAAAGGUACUCCUGGACGCAAGUAGGCUAUUUUUUUUUUGCGUUUUGAAUCUUUUUUUAGUAGGACGUAAGUCACCUACAGACAACGAUCUCGGACACAAGUAUAAUAUGCACUGAUUGCUUACCGGCACAAUCGGAAAAAGAACCGUUAAGUUUUUUAUAAUAUUCUAUUAUUAUACCUACUAUAUUAAACUGGCUUAAGUUUCAUAAUAAUUAAUAAUAUUAUUAUUGUAAUAAUUAUAUAUACAUCUACUUCGUAAGUAUAUACAAAUUUUUAAUUCGAAGAUAGUUCUGUGGUUCAAAAUAUAUAAAUUUUUUACUUCUGAACCUCCUCCGGAGUUUCCGAAAUUAUUUUCUGUAAUUUACGUGCCUACUAAAUAUGUUAUACUGGUUUUACUAAGAUGUGUUUGUUUUCUGUCUGUGAACAUAAUUAGUCGACUAGAAAUUACGCUCUGAUUUCCGAGUGCGAAUUUUGUCUAGUUGAUGCACCGAGAAUGUGCAUUUUUGAUUUUCCUUUUAGUUUUCUCGAUAAUUGGAAAAAUGUAAAAAGCUGAACAAAACACGCUCUUCCUCGUGGCGAAGUUUAUAUUUGAAAUUCAACCAAUGUUUUAUUAAUACCGCUUAUGAAGAAACACUUAAUCCCGAAUUUUGAGCUCUUUGAUCCAGAGUGAACCGCUAAAAACCUAUACUCCGUAAUACGUUAUUCUCGCGAGUUUUAUUCGGGAUUAUGUUCAAGCUGUGUACUAUAUUAUUAUAUUCAAUCAUUAUAAUUAUUUCCGCAAGAUAAAUAUAUAGGUUUUUUUUAUCUGAUGUCCUUCUUGGUUAUACGAAUCUGGCGUCAAAGUACAUUUUCCAUUUUAAUUACCGCAGAUAUAAAUCGAACACAAAAUAAUAUUUUGUUUCCGUAAUACAACCUUAACGCAGCAAAUAGAGGACUGCAGGUAUUUAUACCUAGGUAGGUGAUACUGUUAUAUAAUAAACGAAGGUAAAAAAAAAAAAAAUUAUUAUCUACUGCCACGAUUUAUUUUCGGCAAGAGUAUCACAGCCAUAUUUCACGUGAACUACAGACGCUUUGUAAAGAUUAGAGCACUUUUUCCCAUUAGCGGUUUCACCACUUAAAACAAGGGUGAUAAAAAAAAAAAAACGCUAAUAUAAAACAUUUUAUAGCCACUUGUUUCAUAAAUACCCAAGAUAUUCUAAUGCCGAAAAAUACGUAUAUGAAUAACGGAUGUCUUAUACGUUUUGUCAAUCGUCCUGUAUUCAGUGUCUAAUUCAGGUAUAUGUCAGGGAAAUAUAUUAAUCCCCCUGAAAUUUUGUUCGCCCUUCCUGUUAAAUAUAGGUAAAUUAAUAAUUGAUUAAAUAACUAAACAAAUUUGAAUGAUCUUAAAAAGAGGGUAGAUAAGAAAAAAAAAGUUCAUAGUUUAAUUUUAGUAAUGCCCCUCCCUAGAAAAAUUGACUGGAUUCAACACUGCCUGUAUUAUGUUAUUUUAAAACGGCCAACCGUAGACGGGAGGGGGGGACUAAAGCUUCCUGAGCCGCUCGCUGAGCACUCCGCCGAUAGUACCCAAAAUAGUAAUUUUGCACAAUUAUUGUUAUUGCUGCACCGACAUAAUAUUAUAAUAAUAAAUAGUAAUUAAAGAAGAUACUUUUAAAAAGUAUUCAAGUACAGAUACAGAUACUUAUUUUCUAAAGUAUUUAAAUAAGUUUUUGAAUGCUCGGACAAAUUUAAGUACAAAUAUAAAUACUUUUCAAAAGUAUUUGUAGAUAUUUUCAAAUACUCAGAUUUCUUUUUUUGUUCGAAAAUGUUAUUCAAGUAAAAAUAUUUUUAAUUUUAUUAUAAUAUUAUAUAUAUUAUACUAUAUACUAUAUAUAUACUGAUACGCAAAAUGAACAAUCUAUAAAUAAAAAUAAAAUUGUUGUAAAAUUUGAAUUAUUUUAUUUAAAUUAUCGUUUCUGUACAUCAAGUAAGACGAAAAAGUAUGUAAAUACUAUGCCACUUUCUUAAAAUGUAUUUAAAAUACGUUUUUGUGUACUUAAAAAGUAUCUGAAUACUCAAGUACUUUACUAGACUGAUAAUAAUAAUAAUGGUAAUGAUGAUAAUGAUGAUAAGAAUAAAAACAACAGAGGACGCGAGUCCGCGGCACGCGAUUGCGAGACAUUUGACCUUACGCGGACGGUAAAUAAUUAUAUAAUUAAUAAUAAUAAUCACAAAAGUCUAUUUGAGGGUAGAUAUAUGCAUGCGAAUUAAUUAUAUAAGAUCAAUUACAACAUGAAAAUGCGUUUAAAAUCACGUGAUAAUUAUAUAAACGCGUUAAAAAGGCGUUAGUAUAAAAAAUAAACACGUCCGUCAAGUUGGCAUUGUCACAUUAUUUUAGGAAUCUACAACUAGUUUCAAUAUUUUUAUAGGGAUUUGCUGGAUUUUGAUAGGACAUUUUUGAAUUUUGCUAGGCCCCACAAACUUUAGAAAUCCACAAACAUGCCGGUACUAUCUUUGUGGCUGCACUAGCACAUUGUCCGAUCCCAAAAAAAAUUAUGCCAAUAUAAUCACUCGAAUUUGCUAGAUUCUGUUUUAGGGCAUUUUUGUACUUUGCUAGGACCCAUAUCGUCUCUAGGUGAGGUUUCAAAUUUUAAACCGAUUAUAAAGCAAAUAAAAUUUAACUUGAUAAUAGAAUUUAAUACUAUUAUUGAAAGUAGAUACAUGAUCAGUAUUGUCAGUAGUUAGGUAUUGGAAAAAAAAAAAAUAAUAACGAUAUAGUGAUAAAAUCGUCUUUAUUACAUCAAUCAAAAUGAAAUUUGUUUAAUAGUCAUUACGAUGUAUCUUGUAUUCAAUUUUUUACAUUUGAUGCUACACUUAGUACGUCAGACUAAUAAAUUCUAUUAGAAAAGUUGUUAACAAUAUGAAAAAUAGACGGACAUACUUUGCACGAUGGGUGGACGAUGAAAAAUUGGGAUGUUAGGAAGUUAAAGAGAUAUAGAGAAGAAUAAUUUAAGCAAAGAUUAAUCAUUGCUAACAAUAAACGAUUCUGAGAAGAAUGUUGCUUUUUAAAACUAUAUUUGUCAUGUAGUAAUAAAAUAAAUAUACAUUGAAACAAUUUGUAUGGAUCAGAAACUAGAUUUGUUCAUCAUUACUUUUUACUGAAACGAUUUUCGUCAAAAUUUGACAUUAAAAUUCCCAUUUACAGACCGGCCACUCCGCCCCUGAGGAAGAUUAACACAUCACGUUCCAAAUAUAGUUUGUUCAAUGGUUCGGCCAUAGAGGAUAAUAUUACUCUACGGGCUCAGCGCAAUAACCAGGUAUCUCCGAAAUAUUAUAUUGGCAUCGUUUUUUUUUUUUUUUUUUUGAAAACGGACAAUAUGCCGAUGUUGAAGUCAAAUUUUAAACCUCUCCCGAAAGCGACAGAGGUCCUAGUAAUAUCGAAAAAUACCCAGGCAAAAUCUAGCAAAUUCGGCUGAAUAUAUUGGCAAAAUUCUUUCUUGAAUCAAACAUUGUGCCGGUGCAGCCACAAAAAUAGCACCAGCACGUUCGUUUGUGGAUUUUCGAAGUUUGCGGGCCAUAGCGAAAUUCAAAAAGGCCCUGGCGUAAUCCAGCGAAUUCUCAGCGAAAUAUCGAUACUAGUCAUAGCGUGCCGGUGCCAACUUGACGGGCAUAAAGUAAACGACGCGUUCCAUUGAUUACAUUCGUAUUAUUACUGUUUGCAGUUUUUCCCGGACCGUCGAAAAUAAUACGUUUACCCCGCACGUAGUUUAACGUUCAAUUAUAUCCGGAAUACCGUAUUAAUCGUUAUUGAAAUAAUAUCAAUGCGAUUUUAUCGGUUUUCGUUUUCUUAAUUUUAUAGCGGGCAUUAACCGAUACUGGUAUAAUACAUUGAUAUUCAACGAACGUGUACCACACCGGCGCCUACCGCACCGAGGAUAUCUAACGCGGUAACGGUGUUCCGAAAACCACGUGACGCGUAUUAUUCGAUAUUACACUUGCGCGUAACAAUAGUCGAGAAAUAAUGUAAUUUUAAGUUUAUGAAAUAUUCAAGUGCCGUAAUAAUUGCUCUUCUCGUUCCUCUAUUAGUGGGGUUCCCCGACAAAUAUCGGCGCCCGCCACGCCGACCGUGAAAGUCUAAACGCGCCUGUGACCCGGUCAACAAGCUGAACGUUGUUUUAUUCCAUAGGUAAUUUCUUUUGUUUUUUCUCGCGCGCGUAAGUCGAAAAUUCCAAAACGAAAAUCGUUUCGCAACGCAAACGGGAAAUCACUUUAUCCCUCCGUUCUUCGUCUAUUAGCUAUAGCGAAAAAACCGAACUCGGCUAUUUUCUUAAACGGUGUACAAAUUGUUUAAACCGUCCGAAAGACUUUCCGAUCGUCGGGUCGAUUAUUUUACACUCGAUUGUAAUUUUACAUCGAUCCGCGAUCCAUGUUAAACGUAUGCUAAUAAGCAAACAAAACAAAACCGAAAUUAAAAGUGCACUGUGCAUUGUUGUAAAUUAUUAUUCUGCGCGUGCGUGGCGCAAUGUAUCUUGGGCACACAGAUCGUACGGGCAAUCGAUCUGUCGCGUGCUACGACGCGGGCCAGCGUGUUGCAGUCGAUCCUGGUGGAUCAGAGCACGGGCGCCGGGAUGUUCGUGUACGUGUCCGACGCCGGCACGGGGAACGUGAUAGUGUACAACGUGUGCUGCGACCGUUCGUUCAAAGUGUACGUGCCCGCGGGCCAAUGCGGACGCCGGGGCAUGAUGUACAUGGCGAUGGCCCGCGUGGACGUAACGGACGAGGCCGCGGGCGGCGGCCCGGUCCGCCAACUGCGGCUUUACGUCACGUAUGGGAUGUCGUGCAACAUGAUGUACGUGCCGGUGCACGCCAUGGACGAGACCACGGUAAGUCUGGCGACCGUGAUCACCGGUCGGAAACCGAGCAAGAUGAUUGUGCUGGGCACCGACCGCGGGUCGGUCAUCUACUUCCGGACCGGCGACAACGGAGACGUACUGAGUUGGGACGUGAACACGCCGUUGCGCGCCGAAAAUUUUAGGUAAAUAAUAUCAUCGCCCGUCGACCCGCGUGCAGAACGCGCCAAAUAAAAUAUAGGCCGCGUCGGUACGGCGGCGAAAUGCGAAACAUUACCGUCAGUCCCCGUAGGCGCGCGGCGUUCGCUCGCUGAACACACAAUUGAAUUCACUUUAAUCGGCGGUCUUAAAACGCCCUGGUAAAUGGCCAGUCUUAUUUUUUUCAUUUAUAGGAAAAACAUCUUUCCUCCCGAUAUUAAAUGUAAGCCGACGUUCGGUAUGUUGGAAUUGUUUUCUCCUCUAAAAACCCGUGUUAGACCCGGGACAAAUUUUUCAAUUGAAAAAAGAACAGCCGUCUUAUUCCGUUCUGAUGACGAGUUAUAUGUGUAUUCGUCAUUUGCAAUGGAUAUCGUUAGCCGUGUGUAUACGACGAGGCUGAUGUAUUUUAUCAAUAAUGGUCGAAUUACUCGCGUUUUAAACGCGAGUAAUGACCGAUAUAAACGCGAUUUACGUAACAUGAUUUUCACUAACCUGUUAACUAUUGUUUAAAUUUAAGAAAACUAUGAAGACGAAAUAGACAAUAGUUAAUACUACUCACGGGUAUGCCACUGUUGUAGGUGGGUAGUCGGGAUUAAACAAGACAUUCAGGAUAACUACGUUAGUUUACGCAAUGACAAAUUAUUAAAAAUGAAAAAACCCAAUACUCAACAAAAAUAAAAUUAAUGUGUCUUAAUUAAUUAAUGACUUUUUAGUUGGUCUCUUAUAAACUGCAUAGAAAAACUAUUGGGAAUCCGGACAAUUUUGUCAAAUUAUUCCCGAAAAUAGAAACUGAAUUGCACUCUGUGAAUUGCGUCAGUUAAAUAAUUUAUAAUCUUUUUCCCGCUACUUUAGGAAACUUUUGGCGGCUCCCUCUGGACCAAAAGAGCUCAAACUCGAAAAUUUUAAUCUUUUUUUUAGAUAAUGAUUGUCUUAUCGAAAAUUUAUCAGCACCUGUAUAGUAUGUAUAUACAUACAUACUAUAAAAGUUUACGUAAACGAAAUGUCUUACACGUCUAAACACACGGUUCGAUAAACACCACCGCGACAACGGCAACUAAUAUUGAUAAAUAUACGAGUUCAAGCUCAAACCUCGUUGACAGUGGCGGAUCCAAAAUUUUCUCAAAGGGGGGGGCUUAUUAUUUAUAUUUUCAAUCAAUUUAGUAUAAAUUAUAUAUUAAAUUAAUAUAAAAUAUAUAAAUAAAAACUGUAGUCCAUUGACAGGGGGGGCACGUACCCCUGUGUCCUUCCCCUACUACUCGCUGCUACCACUCGGGUGCCGAACCGGGUUUAUCCGGUCAGUGGCAUGAUUUGGACUAGGUCUUGGAACUUGAGAGGAGACGGACGGUUUUUUUUUAAAUUCUACAGACGGGCUGGUAGGGGGUCAUGAAGGCUUGUUUUCGGGAGAGAAGCGCGGGUUUUAGAAUUAAAAGGCCAUCUCGAAACAUAAUAAUUAAGACUGUGAAUGAAAUGCAGUGGUAAACCUUAAAAUAUGACGUUAAACAUUAACUAAUCAAACUCAAAAAAAUGAAAAAAGUGCAACAAAAUUUACAUUUAAAGUCUCAAAGAAUGCAACAUAAAAUGCACUUAAAAUUGUUUUUAAUUUAAUUUUUAUGUCUAUUUUGAUAUUACUGAUAUUACUAAUAUUGAUAUAUCGCAAGCCCACAAAUCACUAAUCUAAGCAAUAUUGCCUUAUUUUAUCGAAUCUGCUUGUGUGAUAUAAUAUUUUAUAAAAUAUAAAUUUGACGUUUAUUCACAUUAUAUAGCCUAUGUAAAACAAAAAAUACGUGUAUAAAGAUGACAAUUGACGGGAUUUGAUUAAAAAUACUGGAAAAUGAACUAAUAAAGGAAAAUAUGAUUUAAAAAGUCCAAAAAAUGCAAAAUAAAAGUUUCAUAAAUGAAUUUGUUAGUACAUAAUUCAAAUUAUGUACUUAGAAAGCUACAUUUCACAAUAAUCAAAAAAAUGCAUUUUCCUACAAAUUCACAGUCCUAAUAAUAAUAAUAUUGUCUUACGUUUAUAAACGUUUUUUCUCUUUAAACAAGAAAACGAUUGUUUGCGGGUGUAGUAGUAGUACACAUAUUACGACGGGCAAUGUAAAUAAUACUUAAAUAAAAAAAAAAAAAAAAGCUAUCCUAGGAUAACGGAGACGGGUGCAGCCACUGUUUUAAGUAGAAAGUUGGAAAGGAUAAAUCAUUGCUCACGAAAAAAUGAUUCUGGACGGAGUUCAGUUGAUAGUGAUACUUUGUCAACAAUACAUGUGUCGUAUUAUGGUAAAAUAAUUAAAUAUGCCUAUUUAAUUAUGUAUUAUAUAUUAUAUAUUUUCUUUAAUAAUAUUUGUUUAAAUUGAUUAGAUUUUCUCGUUUUUCCUGGUUUUCCUACGUUUUUUUUCGGAUUUUCACAUUUGCUGAGAAAACUCCUGAGGAUAUCAAUAGAUGAAAUCUUUAAAGUACCUUACCCCAGUAAGAUUUCCUUUUAGAAAAAGUGCUAUCAUUGUGAAUCGGAACAAAAUUGCUGGUAGAAAAAUUUUCCACAGAAUAAAAUAAAUCAUAAUAUUCUACUUAUAUAUUUCGUAUAUUUUCCCGUUUUUCACCAUAUUUUUUCGAUUUCUCACAUUCGAUAACAAAACUCCUGAGAAAAUCGAAAAAUGAACUACUUAUAGCACUACCCCAAGAAAAUUUUCUUUCAGAAAAGGAUCUACAUCGAGUAUGCGUUUCAGUAAGCUAUCUGGGCCGCUAUUUUCAAACUCAUACGAACAGGAUCCGUUUACAGAAAUUGUCAUUUUCACAUGAUAAGAAAAAGUCGUGUUCUCAAAACCUAUCCAUAUAUGAAUCAGUUAUGUUAUGUGAAAAACAUUCACACUAUAGUUUCUGUUAGGGCAGGCAGGUGGAUAUAGUUUUCCGUAUACAGAUCCAGUUUAUACUGAUAUUAAUAAUCAUUUAUUAGAUUUUUACCGUACAAUACGUUCAUAGAAAAGAUAAUGUAAUAUGGCCGAUAUCUGUCACGUGGUGUAAACAAUAAUAAUUAUUAUACAAUCUAUUAACUCUGCGGUAAGCUUUCUAGUUUUUUAUUGGACCCGGUAUACAAUUAAGUAUAUCAUUUAAUCCUUGCUAUUUUUGCAUACUAUUAGCUUGAGUAAAUGUAGCUGAGUAAAUGCCUUUGUGUAAACUGGAUGACUUUUUAAAAAUUCAACCAUUGCCGACUUUUGUUCAUUCGUUAUCGAUUGAUAUUUUUUUCGUUUUUCCAACAUUUUCUAGUAAAUAAUAAAGUGUACCUAACUGUACACUAUAAUUCAAUUUGAAUAUUAGCGGAAAGAAAAUAUUAUGAAUUAUGAUAAAUAGGAAACAAAUAUAAUAAUGUGUACUAUAACAAUUACAAUAAUAUUACUCAAAUGAAAUAGGUAUAUAAAUAAUUAAGCGCGUCAAUGUAUACAUCAAAUUAUCACAUUGAACUUUUUUUUCCAUGGCAAAUCAAAUAUUUUUCGACAUUGCCGCUGUUCAUGGUUUAUCAUUCUCCUACAAACGAUAGUUUGAACAAAUCAGUUCGAGAAUACAAUUUUCCAUUCGUUCAUGGAAAUAUUGUAUGUGAAUAGUUCGUAAACGGAUCCUAUUCGUAUGAGUUUGAGAAUAGGGUCCCUGGUAGAAAAAGUGUUCACAUAAAAAAAAAAUAUAUCUUUGUGAAUGCAUUCUUCGUUCCACUCUGAAUCUAAAAUAAAGACCAGGGGGAGGGAGGGAUUUUGCACCCGAUUCCCCCUCCGUCUUUAAGUCGCUGUAUCCGGUACGUGCGCACCACGUCUAUAAUACUACUUACAUAAAUCUUAAAACCAAAUAUAUAAUACCGUCAAUUGGAGGAGAGGGUUGGCCAUAGCCCCCGUGCCUCGUGCACUGUUUACCUAUGAUCUAGGCUACAGGUCGGCAACAUUUUUACUUACGAGGGCUAUAUUUUGUAACAGCUUUUCAUUUCUAUUUUAGAAAGACUUGAAUAAAAUAUUUUUAGGCCAUUACGUUCUUUAAAAGCAGUUUUAAGAACAUCGUUGUUUUGCAAUUAAACGACUUUCAUCUGUAAAUUAGAUUCAACAUCGUUAAUUUCAACAGAAAAAGGAUUUUGAAUCAACUUGUUUUUUUUCUCUUGUACAUAAAUUUGUAUAGUUUCCCAAUAUAAAGUUAAUUUGGAUGAUUCUAAUAUAAUUGUACAACAUACGAAAUGAUCCAAUCGCUGUUCAUUAAUAUGUCUGUGCAAUAAUUUUAAUUUCACUUGAAAUGAUUUUAUAUCUGAAUACAUAUCUGACAGCAAUUUGUCUUUACCUUGCAGUUUCGUAUUCAGUAAUGUUGUUACAUCAGUUAAAAAUUCAAGAUUAUGAACCCACUUUUCAUUUGAUAAUUCUGGUACAUAUUUUUAAACUUUUCUGACAUAAAAUAUUUAUUUCAUUUCGUAAAAUUAAAACCGUUUCAAAACUACACCUCUACUCAACCACUUUAUUUCGGAAAAAUAUAUUAUAUCCUCACAUUCAGCAUAACCAAAAAACAUUUUAAACUGACGAUGUGCUGAAGCAUAUUUACGUAUGUAGUUAACUGUCGACACCACAAUAUUCAUUAAAAUCAUCCCAUGCUAAAACUUUGCAACACAAUGCCUGUUGACGUAUGACGCGAUGAAAUAUCAUAGGUACUUCACACAUCUUUCUUCCGCCAAUUUUUACAUUUAUUCUCCAAUUAAUCCUCUAUUAAUUCCACUCAUAGUUCUCCCACCGUCUGCAGUAACACCACGAUUAAAGAUAUACUGGUUACACAACGAGGUGCGAUAACGAGACCCCCGAAGUGUCUUUAAUUUUUAACCGAUAAGAAACGUCUUACGACGCUGUUCUGUUGUAAUUGUAAAAUCAACUGACGCAGUGACGGUUAAUAAAUAAUCACGAACCCUCAAGGUGCGAUUCCUGUACACACGUGUCUGCAGACGCGACGCAGCGCGGCGCGAUUUAAAUUUCAGCCGCACUGUCGAUUUUUCGGCCCCACGGCUCGAGUACGGAUUCCAUUGUGUGCGACUGACGCUGCGACGCGCCGGACUGCGGCGAACCAUUCGCUCUAUAUGCAGCAAGACUAUUUUUGCUACAGUAUUUUUUUUUUUUUUUUUUUUUUUGAUUUUUCAGUAUGUCUUUACACAAGACAUGAAAAUUAAUUAUUUUUUUUAUGAAAAUAUUUUACCGUGUGACGUAUGACAGAUAUACUACAUACUAUAUUGUAUUGUUGACAAAGCAACACUAUCAACUGAACUCCGCUCAGAAUCGUUUUUUUCGUUAGCAAUGGUUUAUCGUUGCUUACAGAUAUACAUUAAAUUACCGUCUGUAUCCUACCUGUAUCCAAACUUCCCACCUACAACAGUGGUUGCGCCCACGCGUGAAGUAUGUCAGUCCUUUUUUAAAUCAAGUGUUACAGUCAACGACACACGAAUAAAUGUCGUGUGCUUUUAUCACAGAAUAAAAUAUAAUUUAAUUUCUUCGAAAAUCAUUUAUUCAAUAACAAUAGUGAUAGUACUGUACUGUAAUAUAUGCCAUCUCCUCUCUAGGAAAUUGUUAUAAGCAAAAACCCCUUCCGAAAAAAAAAUUCUGCUCGCGCUACUGAUUUCAAUCUACAAUUGUUCGCCCGCUCUUCGAUUAUCAGUGUAGUCCGUUCCACUAUCGUUUUUGUUUCGUUUCUAUUUCGUAAUCGUAAUUUCGUCUCUUUUGGUUUUUCCCGAUAAUUAGAUAAUAGUUUAGAUAUCAAAAAGCAACUUUCACCGUCAACGGCGAAAUAUUAUAAGGAACAAAAUCGAUCUCAUGUCAGUUUUGGAUCGGAGCAAUAUUUCUGGUAUAAAACGCCGUGUUAACAUAAUAAGAACAAUGAAAACUCCGCGGCGCUGCGGCGCGGGCCGUAAAAAUUUACCGUUUUACCAAUAAUUUUCUUUGCGGUUUUUUUCGAUUAUUUCGAGAACCCCUUGAUAAAUCGAAAAAUUACCUCCUCGGUACACCGACUAGAGAGAAUUACCUAUCAGAAAAGGUGCUACAGCCUACGUUGCGGUGAAAGUUUUCCGGUAGAAAAGCUGUCACACAGACCGAAAAAAUAAAAAACAAAACACAGUAGUAAAACCGAUGGUCCGAAUUUAAAACAUACACGCACGUGCGCUCAAUCGUAAAUAUUAUGUAUAGUUCAAUGUCGUCUGCAAACGACAACAACAUACACACACACAGCUCUGAGUAAUAUCAUUAUCGAAAUGACGACUGCGCGGCAGACAUCAUCCCGAGCAUGUAAUCGCCAACGGUUAUCGUUACGCUAUACAGGUACGUGCUACGCAGCCAAAAGUCCAGGGUACCGUUCAUGGUGACCGCGGGGCUACUCGGUUACCCGUGGUACGUGGAGAGCAACUUUGCCGACUUCUUCGCUGGCGACAUCGGGUGCCUGGGCGUCAGCACUAGAAUCAGACAGUUACAACGUCCCGUCGAAAACGACGACUUUCGCCCGGCGUGCGGGGCCGCCGUGCCAGUGCCGUGCGACGGCCGGAGCACAAACACGCGCGGGCGACGUGGACGGGUCUUGCCCGGACGAGGGCGUCAGAAGACGAACGGGUGA
This is a messenger RNA of Cinara cedri, 24041 nucleotides long. NCBI's taxonomy places the organism in Eukaryota, Metazoa, Arthropoda, Insecta, Hemiptera, Aphididae. The record is from the annotation of a GenBank genome assembly.